AGGAAACGUGCAUCACUGAGUGUUGAAAUGUUAAACCUAGAAUUCUGGAAGGGUCCUAGCUCAGCAAUCUCUCCCAGAGACAACUCCAGCAAACUGGAUUGAAUUACAGCUGAAUUGAAUGCACUUCUACAGCACCUUCCCUCAGGGAUCUAAACCAAUUUUCUCACCAUUGCUAAAUGCUGAACUUCCCCUGUACCCUCACAGACAUCCUCUGCAGCUGAGGCUCUGAAAUACUGGAGGACACUGCAUCUUCCUCAGGGACACGGGCAAGGGAGAGCUGGAGCCUCUGGGGGGCUCAGAAGGGAAUUGUGGUUGGUGGUCGCCUGAGGAACUUACCUUCACCCCAAUGUUGCUCUGAAAGGAGUCGUGUCCAACAGUCAGGUUUGGUAAGGAAAUCUGGUGCUGUGUUGAGGCAGUGCAGGUUGUGAUGUGGGAAUGUGUAAUCUCCUUCAUGGGAAGGAGCAGGCUUGUGUGGCAUGGGCAGCUUUAAGAGAAGGAGGCUGCACACCUGGAAAUGGAGCAUCACUUCACCUUUGGUUGCUAAAGAAAGCUGAUUCUCCUCUGCCUUGAGUAGUCAAUUUACAAAUUGAAUGUAAAACAGCACUGCCUGGAUCUUGCAUUCUGUGCUGCUGUGGGCACCCUUCAGGGAGAAAGGAAGAGAGCUGGAAGCCCUUGGGGCUGGUUGGGGCUUUGGAUCUGGAAGUCACAGGCCACUGGAGCAGAUGCCUCAGGAACAGUACCCGCAGCGGAGCACCAUGCAGACCUCGGAAGGACCCCAGGUAUACAAAGUGGGGAUUUAUGGCUGGAGGAAGAGGUGCCUCUAUUUCUUUGUGCUGCUCCUAAUGAUUUUAAUCCUGGUGAACCUUGCUAUGACCAUCUGGAUUCUGAAGGUUAUGAACUUCACAAUUGAUGGAAUGGGGAACCUGAGGAUCACAGAAAAGGGUCUGAAGCUUGAAGGAGAUUCAGAAUUCUUGAAACCUCUCUACGCCAAAGAAAUCCGAUCAAGACCAGGCAACCCACUGUACUUCCAGUCCGCCAGGAACGUGACCGUGAACAUCCUCAACGAGAAGACAAAAGUCCUCACUCGCCUUGUAACAGGUCCCCAAGCAGUGGAAGCACACAGCCAAAAAUUUGAGGUGAAAACCCUCUCUGGAAAAUUGCUGUUUUCUGCAGAUGACAACGAAGUGGUGGUUGGAGCAGAGAGAUUGAGAGUUCUAGGAGCAGAAGGCACAGUGUUCCCUAAAUCUAUAGAAACUCCCAAUGUCAGGGCAGACCCCUUCAAGGAACUAAGGCUGGAGUCGCCCACACGCGCGCUGGUGAUGGAGGCUCCCAAGGGCAUCGAGAUCAACGCCGAGGCCGGCAGCCUGAAGGCCACGUGCAGGACAGAGCUCAGGCUGGAAUCCAAAGAUGGAGAGAUAACGUUGAAUUCUGCAAAAAUCAAACUACCUAACUUGCCUCAAGGAUCUUCCUCUUCUGCAGGGUCCAGGCAAAAAAUCUACGAGCUCUGUGUGUGUCCCAACGGGCGGCUGUUCCUGUCUCAGGCAGGCAGCAGCUCCACCUGCCAGAUAAACACGAGCGUCUGCCUUUGAGAGACAGUUUGCAGAGGGGCAUCACAGGCAGCACAAAAGCCAGUUCUGGUCUCACAGAUCCAGCUGCCAACUAUUUUUACUAGAACACAGAAAGCCUAUCAAAGACUUUUUUUGUGUGUGCGCGCGCGUGUGUGUGAAUAUAUAUAUAAAAAAAUAUAUAUAAGAUAUAUAUAUAUAUCCUCUGUGUAAAAUGAUGUUUCAGUACAAGGAAUCCCAGGGUGACCCUGUUACAUUUGUGUAGCAUUUCUCUUUCCCACACCAAAAUUUACUGGUACAAUCUGCUGAAUUGGAUCUGAUGCUCCCCUGGACCCUUCUGUAUUAAGACAGUGCAAUGAUCACCCCUCGUUUUUGAUCAUGUUCUCAGAGCAAUGGGAUUGCUGGCUGGGCAAAACCCUGGAACCAAUGCAGACCCAGCACCAUCCAAAGGGAAGAGAAGCAUCUCUGAUUAUUUUUGUGCCAUUAAAUCGGUGGCAUGAAAAAGAAAUAAUUUCAAAAACAACAAAGCAGCCAGAUGUGCUGUGCUGAUCACCUACAGUGAUCCAAGAUACCUGAGGUUAAAUUACUCUUUAAUUAAAUUACCACCUGAAGCAUGGCUCCCUGUUGGGAGAGAGGGAUGCACUUGGCUAACAGGAAAGUCCAGACCUUGCUGAAAUAAUAAAUGUGAUUUUCUGAAGGGGUUCAACACUUUCCUGUGCAUGGCCAAGGAUGCCUUGUGCUAUUCAGGUGUGACACAUCAGGUCCAGCACUAACCUAAAAUCAUCUCUGUGCUGGCAAAACUGGUGUUGUACUUAGUUAUUGGAAAGGAACAAACUUGUGAAAGUUGGACUAAGUAGAAAAAUUCUGAACCUCUUUUGCCAACAGGUGUCCUGGAUCACCCUACAAACUCCCCAUUAACACCUUCAAUUAUGAACAUAUUGGGUGUGAAGGUGUGAAGAUUUAAGAUUCGGACAUUGCCUAAAUAUCUGCAGAAAGAGAGAAGAUCAGCUAGAAACUGAGAAAAUCAUAAAAUUAAGUAUAUAAUGUAGAUGCUACACCAGAAUUUUUGUCAUCUUUCUUUUCAAGAUACACAGUCCAAGGUCACUUAGAUUUGGUGGAAACUGCAAUUAUCAGAGAUGCUGAAAAUUAAAGGGUUUUUUUUAAGGAUUUAUAAAGAUUGUGACAAAGCCAGAUUACUGAAAGGAAGGGCUUUGGAUGCUGGUUCCUCUAGAAUUUGAGUCCCCAAAACUCUGUGGUUGAAUCUUAUCAUGGUUGCAGUUUUUCCUUAUUUUAAAGUCUAGGAGUCACAGGCAGGAUAAAACACAAAAAUCUGAUCUGGUAACAUUACUUCCACUUUUGAAGUUUUGGAAAAUAAUGAUAAGAGCCCAGAUCAUUGAAAUCUGACCCAUAAUUUCAUCCACAUGUAUGUAAAAAUCCUUUAAAAAACCAAAUAUACCAGUUAAGGCAAAAAUUUCCAAGUUACAAUAAAUCUCAAGAGGGCAGCAAGGUUUCUAAGCCACUGAGAUGCUUUUGAAAUAUUACCUCAUGUGCAAAUAAGACAGAUCUGUGCUCAUCUCUAGUGAUAUCUAACCAAAGCUGGUAUUCUUCAAGUGAUUUUCAAGAUAAAGCAUAGCUGACAGAAAUCUUUAGAAAUAAUUUAGUCAAUUCCCUUUUUUUACAGCUUUUCACAUAUUUUCUUGUGGUCUCAAGAGUACCAGGGUUUGAUUUUUUUUUUUAAUUUUUUCUUUUUAAAUUAACAAUUCUGGCUUAAUCCAAAACUGAUUGGACUCAGAGAAGAUUUCUGUGGAGUUUAGAUUAGAUGUGUUGCUGCCUGACAAAGCAGCACUCCCAAAAACAUUUAUUCCUGAAAGAGGAUUGAAUUCUUUCCUUUUAUUUCAAUAAUGCUUUCUGAUAAAUCAACGAAUUCAAACUAUUUGUUAAUGAAUGAUUCCUGUAAUUAUUAUGUUUUGAGUCAACAUUUGAAUGCAAAGGGUCACCCAGGGUAACAAUUGUAUUGGGACACAGGACUGUACCAUCUCUGUUCAAAGAGGGGAAUUGUGCCUAUGCCUUAAGUCAAUGCACUCAGCAAGGAGAAGCACAUCAUAUUUAUCUUGUUAUUAAAUCUAGUUUAUUUGGGGGGAGGGACAGGAGGGUGUCUUGGGAACUGGUUGUGCAACCUAAAACAGAUAUUGGUGAAAUACAUUAAGACUGUAGGGGCACCUAGAAUGAUACAGACUUUUUUUUUUUUUCUUACCAUGUUAAAUAUAGCAAAAUACUGUGUAUGUUACCUCUGGGACCAUGACUGAAGUCCCAUUCAUAGUCCUACAUUUACUGUAGAUUUUUUUUCCAUGUUUCAUUGAAUACUGAU
This is a messenger RNA of Pyrgilauda ruficollis (rufous-necked snowfinch), 3933 nucleotides long. It is a transcript of the gene SGCD, whose product is annotated as sarcoglycan delta. Gene Ontology annotation, cellular component: sarcoglycan complex; sarcolemma. The coding region runs from base 723 to 1589 and encodes 288 amino acids. NCBI's taxonomy places the organism in Eukaryota, Metazoa, Chordata, Aves, Passeriformes, Passeridae. The record is from RefSeq and is a predicted model, not a curated record. Gene Ontology annotation, biological process: cardiac muscle tissue development; heart contraction. The transcript has 11 exons.